UAUUAAACUCUGUGUGUGUGUUUAAGUUUGGUGUUAGUGGAAUGGAACAGCCACCACGAAGGAAGGAACUCAAGUACUGAACUUAGCAAUCAUGAAGUACUGUUUCUCCUUAUCCUCAACUCUCCCUCUCUGCAUUCUCCUCACUCUCUGUUUUCACAGUGUGUCAUCUAAAAAUGUAUCUGAGAGUGACCUACAACAAGCUACCAUCCCACCAAGAGGUUGGAAUUCCUACGAUUCCUUUUGCUGGACAAUUUCCGAAGAAGAAUUCUUGCAGAAUGCCGAAAUAGUUUCUCAGCGUCUCCAUGAUCAUGGAUACGAGUAUGCUGUGGUGGAUUAUCUAUGGUAUAGAAGGAAAGUCAAGGGUGCUCAUCAUGAUUCUCUUGGGUUUGAUGUGAUUGAUGAAUGGGGGAGGAUGAUUCCUGACCCUGGAAGGUGGCCUUCUUCCAUAAAAGGGAAAGGGUUCAGCGCAGUAGCUGAUCGAGUACAUAGCAUGGGUUUGAAGUUUGGUAUUCAUGUUAUGAGAGGGAUAAGCACACAAGCAGUCAAUGCAAACACCCCUAUCCUUGAUACAACAACGGGAGCUGCUUAUCAAGAAUCUGGUCGAGUGUGGCGUGCAAAAGACAUAGCAAUUCCGGAAAGGGCUUGUGGAUGGAUGUCUCAUGGUUUCAUGAGUGUAAAUACGCAGUUUGGAGCUGGGAAAGCUUUUCUGAGGUCCCUUUAUGAGCAGUAUGCUGCAUGGGGUGUUGAUUUUGUGAAGCAUGACUGUGUAUUUGGCGAUGACUUGGAUUUAAAUGAAAUAAGUUAUGUAUCUGAGGUUUUCAGGGAGCUAGGUCGCCCCAUCGUAUAUUCUUUGUCUCCUGGAACGAGUGUGACACCAGCCAUGGCCAAGGAUAUUAGUGGACUGGUCAAUAUGUACCGUAUAACAGCGGAUGACUGGGAUAAUUGGGGAGAUGUGAAAACUCAUUUUGAUGUAACAAGGGAUUUUUCAACUGCUAAUAUGAUAGGAGCUAAAGGUUUAAUGGGGAACUCCUGGCCAGAUUUGGACAUGCUACCCUUUGGAUGGCUAACUGAUCCAGGCUCAAAUGAAGGUCCACAUAGAUACACUAAUCUCAAUCUACAAGAGCAGAGGACACAGAUGACCCUGUGGUCUAUGGCAAAGACUCCCCUUAUGUAUGGGGGGGAUGUACGGAAGAUUGACUCGACGACGUAUGAUCUUAUCACAAAUCCUACCCUUCUGGAGAUUAAUUCUUUUAGCUCGAAUAAUAUGGAGUUACCUUAUAUCAAAAUCCUGAAGAGUGAAGAUCAGGAUCUUGGAAGGCAAAUGAGAAGAAGCUACAGAGAGAAGGAAACAUCAUACAAAUAUUCAUUAGGCCUCACUAGCUGUUCGGAGUCAAAGGCUAGUGGUUGGACCAGUGAAAGUUAUAACGGAUAUCUUGAAAGAAUCUGCUGGAAAAGGAGUUUCAAAAACAAGCAUCUUGCCCCUUUCUGUGUUCAAAAGAGAGAACUUAACUUGACCUUCAAAAAGGAGAGUAUGUAUCACGAGGAUCGUCAACGUGGACAUCAUUUAGUUGCAGCCAACCGGAUAAAGUUUUGCUUGGAUGCUUCUCCAAGACGAAAGCUUAGUUCUCUAGAGUUUAGGAGAUGUACAUUUUCUCCCUGCAGAUUGGAUUCAAAUCAGAUGUGGGAGUUGAAUCCUAAUGGGACCCUGGUAAAUAGUUAUUCUGGCUUAUGUGCAACUAUGGAGUCUGUCAAAGCUACUAUUACUUCUGGGGGUUUUCGCUCUUGGAUCGCUACAGGAAGAGCAGGAAAAGUCUAUGUUGCUUUCUUCAAUCUAAGUGAACAAAAGGCGGUGAUGUCUGUGCAGACAUCAGACCUGGCUAAGGUUCUUCCAGGCAAAGACUUCAGUUCUUGCAAGGGCAGUGAAAUAUGGAGUGGAAGUGACACAGUAAUAAUGCAGGGGACGUUAUCAAAGGCAGUGGAAGUGCACGGAAGUGCACUAUUUGUUUUAAAUUGUGACUAGUUUGGCCCCAAAAAGAGGACGGAGUUGGUUCACUGGUACCACCUUUCGGACUUCAUGGUAUACUCCAGGGAUUGACAAGUUCCUAUCCCCCUACUAAUAGUUUAACACGCUCUUUGUUGUUACUAUGAGGUCCCGAAGCAUAGGGAGAUUUUACCCGUUGUUGUCAAUUAGGGGGUUUGUGGACUUUUAAUCCUCUCCACAGUGCUUUUGGGUUAAUAUGUUUCACGUGAUGUCAAUUUGAACUUGUCCGAGCCGUUCAAUUACGGUCUUAUGAUGCAAUUGCAUUCUCUGAUCCAA
Molecule: messenger RNA, 2317 nt
Organism: Lotus japonicus
Lineage: Eukaryota; Viridiplantae; Streptophyta; Magnoliopsida; Fabales; Fabaceae
Exons: 14
Coding region: 92-2020 (642 amino acids)
Biological process (GO): carbohydrate metabolic process
Molecular function (GO): hydrolase activity, hydrolyzing O-glycosyl compounds
Source: RefSeq, a predicted model, not a curated record